AUGGCCCCCAAGUCCAAGGCUCCCCGCGCUCCCCAGGAGAACAUCUCCCUCGGACCUCAGGUUCGCGAUGGCGAGCUCGUCUUCGGCGUUGCCCGCAUCUUCGCCUCCUUCAACGACACCUUCGUCCACGUCACCGAUCUCACUGGCCGUGAGACCAUCUGCCGUGUCACUGGUGGCAUGAAGGUUAAGGCCGAUCGUGACGAGUCCUCCCCCUACGCCGCCAUGUUGGCCGCUCAGGACGUCGCUGUCCGCUGCAAGGAGCUCGGCAUCACCGCCCUCCACAUCAAGAUCCGCGCCACCGGCGGUAACGGCACCAAGACCCCCGGCCCCGGUGCCCAGUCUGCCCUCCGCGCCCUCGCCCGUUCCGGCAUGAAGAUUGGCCGCAUUGAGGACGUCACCCCCACCCCCUCCGACUCUACCCGUCGCAAGGGUGGUCGCCGUGGUCGUCGUCUCUGA
Molecule: messenger RNA, 456 nt
Organism: Verticillium nonalfalfae
Lineage: Eukaryota; Fungi; Ascomycota; Sordariomycetes; Glomerellales; Plectosphaerellaceae
Gene: RPS14
Product: ribosomal protein S14, S11
Exons: 4
Coding region: 1-456 (151 amino acids)
Biological process (GO): maturation of SSU-rRNA from tricistronic rRNA transcript (SSU-rRNA, 5.8S rRNA, LSU-rRNA); ribosomal small subunit assembly; translation
Cellular component (GO): ribosome; cytosolic small ribosomal subunit
Molecular function (GO): small ribosomal subunit rRNA binding; mRNA 5'-UTR binding; structural constituent of ribosome
Source: RefSeq, a predicted model, not a curated record